Molecule: messenger RNA, 409 nt
Organism: Corylus avellana
Lineage: Eukaryota; Viridiplantae; Streptophyta; Magnoliopsida; Fagales; Betulaceae
Product: transcription factor MYB1-like
Source: RefSeq, a predicted model, not a curated record
AAACUAAAAAAGGUAACCGCUUAAAGGUACUUUAAUCAACUAUCAAUCCGCCCUCCAUGGAGCACUCUUUCGGUGUGAGAAAAGGUGCAUGGACUGAAGAGGAAGAUAUCCUUCUCAGGCAGUGCGUUGAGAACUAUGGAGAAGGACAGUGGUUUCAAAUUCCUCACAGAGCAGGCUUAAAUAGAUGCCGGAAAAGCUGUAGAAUGAGGUGGCUGAACUACCUGAAGCCAAAUGUCAAGAGAGGAGGCUUUGCCGCAGACGAAGUUGAUCUGAUUAUCAGGCUCCAUAAACUCUUACGCAACAGGCAAGUGUAGCUAGUUAAUAUAAUAUAAUUCCAACUGAUAAUGCAGGAUCGGAUCAGCAGUUAGACAUGCAUGACCUCAUGCAAGCAUCAAAUUAAUAACUCUCC